UCCUCAUCGGCCACUUAAAAGCCGCGCUGCCGGUUGGGGGCGGAGCUUCUGGACCCGUUCACAGAAAGUGCCACGACUCUGCAGCCUGCCCGACUCCGCUGAGCCUUACUGUGGGACACUCUGGUCAGUCAUGGACGUCUCCGACCCGCAGACGCUCGGCAUCAUGGUCUUUGGAGGCUUCAUGAUCAUCUCGGCGGUGGGCAUCGCCCUCGUCUCCACGCUCUCCAUGAAGGAGACGUCCUACGAGGAGGCGCUGGCCAAGCAGCGCCGCAAACUGGUCCAGACCCACGGCCAGAGACCAGAGAAGAAGAGGAAGGACAAGAACCAGGAGAAGAAGAACAAAGCCAAGAAGAAGGAGGACCGGGCCGAGGAGAAGCUCCCUGAGCCCAGCAGUGACGCCUGUGAGGAGCCGGAGGUGGUGACCUGUACCGAACCAGAAUCUGAUCCAGAACCUACUGCUGAACCUGAAGCUGCACCUGAACCCGAACCAGCACCUGAGCCAGAACCAGAGCCAGAGCCAGAGCCAGAACCCAUCGUGGUAACUGCGACCCCCGUGGAGUCUCCUCCUGCCCCCUCUCCGAAGGAGAAGAAGAAGAAGAGGUCGGCGAAGGCGGAGCCAGCUCCCGUGGUCGUGGAGGCUGUUGCUAAGGAAGUCAUGUUGAUGGCGAUGGCGCCGGUGGUGGAUGCUCCUCCGGUUAACGUAGUCCCCGAAGUCCCCAAAGAAGCACCCGCUCCCAAAACCGAGGAACCCAAAGAGACCUCCAGCAAGAAGAAGAAGUCCAAGAACAAGCCUGAGCCAGUGACGGACUCUGCUGACUCCGCUCGGACGCUCCCGUCCAGCGAGCUGCUGUCCGCCGUGUCCGCCAUGACGCUCAGUGACCACGAGCUGCAGAAGCUCCUGGAGGUCCUGAACCAGAAGGCCGGAGUCCGCCAAGAGUCCUGGCAGCUGGCCUGUCAGAAGGGAGACCCCCUGUCCACCCUGAAGAAGCUGCUGGAGGAGAAAGAGAAGCUGCUGACCGCCGAGCAGGAGGGAGCCGCCACCGCCAAGACCCGCCUCAAGGAGCUCAACAAGCAACUCGGGGCAGAGAAAUCCAAGAUGGCGUCUCUGGAGACCCGUCUGAAGGCGGAGCUGAGUGCUCAGGGUCAGGAGGUGGACGCCCUGCGGACCAAGAUGGAGACCGCAGACCAGGAGCACCUGGAACAGACCCAGCAGCUCAACCAGAAGAUCGGGAGUCUGCAGGAGCAGCUGGAGAACGGUCCCAACGCCCAGCUGGCCCGUCUGCAGCAGGAGAACUCCAUCCUCCGGGACGCUCUGAACCAGGCCACCAGCCAGGCCGAGAGCAGACAGAAUGCAGAGCUGGCCCGGCUCCAGCAGGACUGCGUCCGUCUGGGUCGGGAGUUGACGGAGCGCUCCAACACGAUGCGGGCCGACGAGGAGCUCAGGAAGAACCUGGAGGCCAAGAUGGCGGCUGCCGAGCAAGAGCUGGCCAAAGUCCAGCUGGUCCACGCGGACUCUGAGCGCGCCCUGCAGCAGAGACUGGAGGACGUGUCUUCACAGCUCAAAGCGUCUCAGCAGGAGGCGGAGACUGUCAGCGAGCUGCAGGGGGCGCUGACGACCAAAGAGACCGAGCUGCAGGAGCUCAAGGUCCAGCUGGAGAGCCAGGCCGCGGUCCAGGUGAGCGAGUCCCCGGAGGUCGAGCAGCUGAAGAUCAGUUUGCAGCACAGAGACGAGCAGGUGGUCGCUCUGGAGGCGGAGCUUACUCAGCUGAAGGAGGAGCUACAGAUGCUGACAUCAUCGCAGUCAGAGAGGGCGCCGGACGGCGAGGAGGAAGCAGCGUCAGCAGAUCAGACUCAGAAAGAGGGAUCAGGCAGCGAGACGGAGUCCGACCAGCCGUUUGAGAGUCUGGAGGAAGACUCUCAGCUGCUGCGUCUGGAGGAGGAGCUUCAGCAGGCUCGUAACCACGGCACCGAGCUGGAGGAGAAGAUGGCGGCCUCAGCGGCGGCGGCCUCAGAGGCGGAGCUUCAGAAGGAGCAGAGGGAGGCGGAGCUUAAAGCAGCGCUGGGUGAAGCUGAGUCCAGGUUUUCCUCCCUGAGUUCGGACUUCCAGGCGUCGCUGCAGGUUCUGUUUCCCGGCGUCUCCAUGGAGACGGAGCAGGAGAACUGGUUGGAGUCGUUCACUCAGAGAGUGGAGGAGAGGAAAGCAGAGAGCUCUCACUCUGAGCUGCAGUCGAGGCUGGAGGAGGCGGAGUCUAAACAAGGCGAGCUGCAGGCUGAGCGUGAUGAGAAGACGAAGCUGCUUCAGGAAACAGAGGCGGAGCUUCAGGCUCUGCAGCGGCGCUCUGAGGAGGAAGAGACCGCGUGGAGGACCAAAGUGUCCGAGGCCGAGCAUCAGAACCAAACUGUGAUGGAUCAGCUGAAGACGCUGCAGGAGGAAGUCCAGUCCAAGAGGACGGAGACAGAGGACACCCAGCAGCUGAAGGAGCAGCUGAUGCUGUUGGAGGCUCAGUUGGAGAAACAGCUGGAGGAGGCCGGCGUCACGCAGAGCUGCAGUGAGGAGCUCGCUCAGGCUCAGACUCAGGUGCAGCAGAUGUGUGCUCGUCUGCAGGUGGAGCAGGAGCAGCACGAGCAGCUGUUGUCAGAUCUGCAGCAGGCUCGACAGGAAGUGACGGAGCUGAAGGUGCAGAUGGACGAGACACCUGAAGAGACACCUGAGGAGGAGCAGGUGGAGGUGAAGGAGGAGGAGCAACAGGAAGUAAGGGAGGAGGAGGUGAAGGAAGAGGAGGUGAUGGAGGUGAAAAAGGAGGUGAUUGAGGAGGUGUUGGAGGAGGUGUUGGAGGAGGUGAUGGAGGUGAAGGAGGAGACACCUGUGUGAUGGUCCCUCAGGUCCAGUCCGCCGUGGUGCCGUGUUGCCGUGGUGACCGCCGGGUGGUGAGGUCACGUGAUGAAGAGGACCAAAGUGUUUUUUUACAGUGUUAUAAAUAUUAAAGGAAUAAACUGUAAAGUCUCA
Notolabrus celidotus (New Zealand spotty) is the source of this 3007-nucleotide messenger RNA. RefSeq names its product ribosome binding protein 1b (gene rrbp1b). Lineage: Eukaryota; Metazoa; Chordata; Actinopteri; Labriformes; Labridae. Bases 131 to 2872 code for a protein of 913 amino acids. Gene Ontology annotation, cellular component: endoplasmic reticulum membrane. The record is from RefSeq and is a predicted model, not a curated record. The transcript is spliced from 24 exons. Gene Ontology annotation, biological process: protein transport.